CUGGAGAGGUGGAUCCGUCGGGUAGUUGAAUAGUCUUUUGUAUCCAGUUGCUGGUGAAAAUUCAUCUCUUUGCUUAUUAUCUGUAAAUGUGAUAAGAAAUGUAACAAAUCCUAUAUAUUUGCAUGACAAUGCAUUCUCUAUUAUUAUUACUGUUUUUAUUAUAUACUGUCCAAUAAACCACCGUUAUGUACAGUAAGUUCUUAUGGCGAACCGAUGCAGUACUUGGACUGACCAGUGAGAGGCAGCAGUGCCCCACGGGGCAACGAGACUGACUGGAAAUAAAUUGGAAGAAGCUAGGCUGGGCUAGUUUAUCGGGUAUGUGGAUAUUUAUUUUAUAUUAUCAAAUGUAUAAUAUGUAUAGACUUUACUGGCCAAAUGUGUGCGUGCUCAUGCUGUGUUGUCGUUUUGUGUUUUUUUUUAUCACCCCAGGUUGACAUUUUCACACACAGCCUACAAGUUUCUUAGCACAUCAAAAGCGUUGUCAUCUGUGAAUUAGUAACCACUUCCUAAUAUUGGCAGUCUCAUCUUCUUACAUAUCAAUCCAUCACAACUUGAAACAUUCAACUGUAAAUUAGUCUUUUAGAACUAGUGAACAUUUGGUAGCACACUCACUUGUUUUGAUGGUGUUCCCAUUCGUAUUUUUACACCUGAACGCAACACUCCCACACACGCAUCCUGUGAAAAGUACGGGCUCAACGCUUAAAAACAAUAUUAUGUUAUGAUUAAUCAACGUUAAUGUAAUUGAUGUUAAAAAAAACUUGUUUUUUUAUCUGUUUUUUUUUAUCUGUAAAUAGCACUAUGAUGUGUUUGCGUGUUAAAAUUGAUGCUAUUGCGAUGUGAUUGUGAUUUUGAGCGCCCCCCAGUGGACUUUUUGAGUCAUGGACGCCCAUCCGACAAUGAGGAAUCGUCAACUACGUACCAGGCUCCACCCCCCCUCCUCAACAUCCGUUCCUCCUCCUCCGCCACCGUGAAGCUCCAACCGGAGUAUGCACGCCGGCUCUCUCCCCCGCUGUACCCCGCUAUGUCCGCCUCGGAUUUGAUGGGAACCUCGGCUUCUUCCUGUACUGGUGGACGUUCGUGAAAAGAGGCUGCAGGAGCGCGCAGGACAAAAUGAAGUUGGUGCUCCUCUCCUUCCUCGUCCUCCUCCUCCUGGCUGCAUCCUGCCCGAUGUCCUUCGCCACCAUCACCACUUCAAAUGAGUUUGUGUCCUUGGCAGAGAUGGAGGACGCCCUGCUGAAGAACCUCUUCCAAGGCUACCAGCGCUGGGUGAGGCCCAUCCAGCACGCCAACGACACCAUCAAAGUCCGCUUCGGACUUAAGAUAUCCCAGCUGGUCGAUGUGGAUGAGAAGAACCAGCUCAUGACAACUAAUGUUUGGCUGUGGCAGGAGUGGAUAGACUACAAGCUGCGCUGGAAUCCAGACAAGUACGGAGGCAUCACUUCCAUUCGAGUACCAUCAGAAAACAUUUGGCUCCCCGACAUCGUCCUCUACGAGAAUGCUGACGGGCGGUUUGAAGGUUCCCUGAUGACCAAAGCCAUCGUCAAGUACAACGGGGCCAUCACGUGGACGCCGCCUGCCAGUUACAAGUCGGCGUGCACCAUGGACGUCACCUUCUUCCCCUUCGACCGCCAAAACUGCACCAUGAAGUUCGGCUCUUGGACCUACGACGGCCACAUGGUGGACCUCGUCUUGAUCGACAACCAGGUGGACCGCAAGGACUUUUUCGAUAACGGCGAGUGGGAGAUCCUCAGCGCCACAGGGGCCCGGGGGAACCGCAAGGAUGGCUUGUAUUCGUAUCCCUUCAUCACGUAUUCCUUCAUCCUGAAGAGGCUGCCGUUGUUCUACACGCUGUUCCUCAUCAUCCCGUGUCUGGGUCUGUCUUUACUGACCGUGCUGGUGUUCUACCUCCCCUCCGACGAAGGGGAGAAGCUGUCGCUCUCCACGUCCGUCCUGGUGUCGCUCACCGUCUUCCUCCUGGUCAUCGAGGAGAUCAUCCCCUCCUCGUCCAAAGUCAUCCCGCUCAUCGGCGAGUAUCUGCUCUUCAUCAUGAUCUUCGUCACGCUCUCCAUCAUCGUCACCGUGUUCGUCAUCAACGUGCACCACCGCUCGUCGGCCACCUACCACCCCAUGUCGCCGUGGGUCCGCGACCUCUUCCUGCAGAAGCUGCCAAGGUUGCUGUGCAUGCGAGGUCACACCGACCGCUACCACUACCCGGAGCUGGCGCCCGAAAGCCCCGAGGUGAAGCCACGUGCCGGAGGUCGGAGAGGCGGUCCGAGGGCAAGUGGCGGGCAGACGGCUUCUGAUGGGAAGGAGGAGGAGGCCUGGGCCACCAUGUUGGAUAAGGCCAUCUACUCCGUGCGCUACAUCAGCAGACACAUCCGCAAGGAACACUUCAUUCGAGAGGUGGUACAAGACUGGAAGUUUGUGGCCCAGGUGUUAGACAGGAUCUUCCUAUGGGCCUUCCUGACUGUUUCCAUACUGGGAACCAUCCUCAUCUUUACUCCCGCUCUGCAGAUGUUCCUAAAAGUCCCUCCACCAAUUGCAAGUGAGGACCCGCCUUUGAACUCGCAGCUCUAGCUCGCACGUUUGAGUCUGUCACCCAUUAUUAUUGAUACUGUAAUUCAUCAUUUCAAUAAUUCAAUGUAUUAAUCAUAUGCUGGUGUUCUAUGCAGCUCUGUCACUUUUAUGACGUCAUAUCUCUGUGGCCUGAAGGUAUACAAGUAGAAGGACAUAAGCCUUUUACAAUUUGGCAUAAAUAGACAUGGGAAGGAAAUAGGUGCAGUUUACACUGCAAUGCCGCAAGCCCGGUCACAGUAAACAGACAAAUAUGCACUGCUUUCACGUCUUCAAUUGUUGCUUUACAACACUUAGUGGCGGGGCGGGAGUGAGGGGCUGCGGAAUCCAAACAUGUCAGGAGAAAUAUGCAGAUCACCGGGGGCGUCCACAGUCCACACAGUCUAAAAACAUGAAAACAGGAAACAUCAGCAGGAAUUUCACAAGAAUAAAUAUUAAGAGAAAAAAGUUUUAAUCUUAGAAGAAAAAGUUGUAAUUUUAAAAGAAUAACGUGAUAUUAUGAGGAAAAAUAAUGUCCUUUUAGGAGCAUAGAAUAAGGUUGUUUUGUAAAGAGUUACGAGAAUUAAGUGAAAAUAUUAUGAGAAUAAAGUCAUAAUUACGAAAGGAAAGUUGAAAAGUAUGUAAAGUUCAAAAAACAGCAACUUCAGGAAUGAAAAAAAAACCUGUUGAAUUUUUUACAAGAAUAAAGUGAAAUUAUUAAGAGAAAAACUUGUGUAAUCUAACAAGAGAAAACAUAACCAUUUUUAAGAGGAUAACUCGUAACUAUGUCAUUGUAGUAGCAUAGAUACCUUAUUCUUUAAGUCGUAAUAUUAGAAGAAACAAACACAACAAAAUGAAGUUGUAAUUUAUGGAAAAUUAGGUUUGGAAAAAAGUUAUAUUAUUAGAAUAAAUUCAAAAUAUUAACAAGAACAUUUAUGAAGAUUAUUUAAGAAAAAUAUUUAAAUAGUUGGAAAACUGAAAAAAAAAAACCCAGCAAAAAUGGGAAAAAAAAGAGCCAAGUUGAUAGAAUAGGCUUUAGUGGCAAAGUCACAUCCUUUCAUUUUUCACUAAGUGGCCCUCGUUGGAAAAGGUUUGGACACCCCUGCUGUACAUAAUUUGAGAUUUAUGGAGUAUUUUAUUUUAAAGAAACUUACUACACAGCAAACCUGGGGUCCAAUAUCAAUUCAAAACCCCCUGAAAUGGGCGGGAUAAGACCCCUUCAGGUCUCUAAGACUUGAACUAUAAAUGAUUUUCGAUUCUUUGUACUAAUCAACCAAUUUCGCAUCUACUUUUCUGGACAUGUGUUGCAUGAAAAAGCCACAGUUUAACCAUAAAUUUAUAGCAAAAAGUGCUGACGUGAGACGUCAGUAUGUGACAGCACCACCCAGUGGUAACACAAAAACAAAUCAAAAAAGGUUCCUUUGUGAUAACCUUUUACAUAAAUGAUGACAUAGUUUGAUUCCUGUAAAGAAAUAUCAGCUUCUAAUCACUGUUUCUUUGGUCUACACAGUAAUAAAGACACAGCCUCAUACAGAAA
This is a messenger RNA of Dunckerocampus dactyliophorus (ringed pipefish), 4090 nucleotides long. Its product is annotated as neuronal acetylcholine receptor subunit non-alpha-2-like. The transcript has 7 exons. Gene Ontology annotation, biological process: nervous system process; regulation of membrane potential; signal transduction. Lineage: Eukaryota; Metazoa; Chordata; Actinopteri; Syngnathiformes; Syngnathidae. Gene Ontology annotation, cellular component: neuron projection; synapse; postsynaptic membrane. The record is from RefSeq and is a predicted model, not a curated record. Gene Ontology annotation, molecular function: acetylcholine-gated monoatomic cation-selective channel activity; transmembrane signaling receptor activity. The coding region runs from base 1111 to 2577 and encodes 488 amino acids.